Molecule: messenger RNA, 3025 nt
Organism: Aplysia californica (California sea hare)
Lineage: Eukaryota; Metazoa; Mollusca; Gastropoda; Aplysiida; Aplysiidae
Product: slowpoke-binding protein
Exons: 14
Coding region: 167-1636 (489 amino acids)
Biological process (GO): protein phosphorylation
Molecular function (GO): protein kinase activity; ATP binding; actin binding
Source: RefSeq, a predicted model, not a curated record
UGACAGGCGUUAAAGUUCACUGCGAUCUUUGUCUGCUUGAUUGUGACUUUUCGAAAAACACUGUGAGCUGUCGUGAUUUAUUCGUUCCCAUGCGAGCGAUGUGGACUGGAGUGACACAUAAGAGAUAGGACUUUGGGAAAAGGAUAUUGAUCUUUAACUUGUAACCAUGGCCGAUGAUUUUGGAGAGUGGUUAGGUGAUCAUAUCUACGUUCCUAUUCUGGCUGGCAUGGUAAUUGCAUUUGCUCUCUUAUUUUUGAUCUACUGUGGCUGCAAACGAAGAAGGUCUCGAGCGAGCUACUAUGUCUACAAGCGUCUGGAACAUGAGGCUGAGCUGGCCGAACAGAUGAACAGAGAGAGGGAGACUCAACAGAAUGUCCUGAGAGACGCCUCGUUCAUGAACAGCCAGUACUACCUGCGAUCUCAUCCUUACUACACCAACAUGCAGCAGUUCAAAGACUUGGGCAGCCGCAUCGACAAGCACUGGUUCCUGGUCACAGACAUGAGGAACAACCAGGAGAGAGUGCUGAGCUGUAUGCAGUUUAAUUCCAAGAUGGCCGUCCCCUUCACUAAGACCACCUGCAAGACUCUCAAGGAUUUGUUCUCUCUCUUACAGCACCCGCACAUCUUCCCCAUCACGGACUUCGACUUCUCCGUGGAACAGAAUCUGAUCUUUGUCUUCCAGCCGGUCAGCCUCAAGGGCUCCCUCAAAGAUCUCAUAUACCAGUGUCGCUACUCAGAGAGCUGGUACUCCAAGUACAGUCAGAGACAUAAAGGACUUCCCGUACAGAACAUCAAAACCUACGGCAAGCAAGUACUUACGGGACUAUUGUACCUGGAAGAAAAAGGUUUCCCUCCCCACGGCAACAUCCAGUCAGGGAACGUCUUGAUGGACAACGGAGUCUGCAGGAUCGCUGGCUAUGAGAACAGGUUCCUCGCCAACACAUCACGCGUUUACUCCCUGGUGAAGAAAAAACUCAAGGAUGAGAACAAGGGAGCUUUGGACACGCUUUGUGUUGGACACCUGCUGUAUGAGAUGGCUUUUGGAUACGAACUUGACGCUGCCCACCCUGAACCGCAGCAUCUGAUUGGUCACCAGUCUCCAGUGGUUGUUGAGAUUCUGAACUUCAUAUUUGAAAAUGAAACUGGAAAAUACCCGACCAUUUCUGAGGUCAACAGUCACGAGUUCUUUGCCAGCGUGGGUCUGAAUGAGAUGAAACGUUACAACCCGGUCAAGAUUCAUCUGAGUGAGCCGAUGAAGACACUUCUCAAAGCCGUGAAGAAGGACAAGCCUCUGAAACCUCCCAAACCGUCCUCCCAGUCUGCGAGCAAAAAAAAACGCUCCAAAGGCAACUCCUCGCCCACCACCAGCCAAGUGACAUCACCAACGGCCGGCCCCUCCGGACUCCACACCCAACUGUCGACGUCCGCGAUACCCCCACCCCCACCCCCUCCCUCAGCCCCUAUACCACCACCACCCCCACCCCCGGGCGGCAGUCUCCCUCCUCCUCCUCCUCCCCCGGCCGUCUCCUCCCCACCGUCCAGCUCCUCGGGUAGAUCGGCUCUGCUGGGUGACAUCAGGAAGGGUUCCAAGUUGAAGAAAGCGAUCACGAAUGAUAGGAGUGCCCCAAAGGUUUAGUUGGCUUAGGAUUCAUUGUAUACCAUGUCCAUUUGUUAGGUUUUUGUUUUGGUCAAGGUAAUUCUUUGCCAUAUUGACAGGCCAAAGGGUUAGAACUGAAAUGGCUGCUGUAUCUGAAAAGUAAAGUGAAGUAAAAUCAGUUCUGGUCAAGGUAUCAAGUGUCACAUGUUUAUAUCCCUCUCAGCCCGGGUUGUCCCUGAUAGGAAGAGUUAAAGCCCGCCUCCUAAACGAUUUAAUUGUGUUGAUUUGAAGGGGGUGGGGGGUAAAAACACCUAAAUAUAUUUUUUAAGUUAAAAAAUUGAAAAUAUACCAACUGUGUUUAAGUUAUUAGGACAUCCUGGUAUUAGUGAUGAGAGUUUUGUUAAUGUUUAGGCGACCUCCCCCAUAUGACAGUAAUUCCCCAACUUUUGCAAAUUCACUUCGGCAUGGAAUUAUUUGCUGUGAUGACACUUUUGGUGAAAGUGCAGUUUUAGCAUUAUUUGUUCAUCAAAUUUAUUUCAAAAAUUUUUUUAAACCGUUCUCUGAUCAUUGGGGAUGUUCGCUGGGUAUUUUUUAGACUGCAAUGAUCAUGUUGGGAUGCCAUUUUGUCGUAAUAUGGAAGUUUAUGAAUAAAAAAAAUAUACAUGUAAAAAAGAUACCCGGAACCUGAAAAUCUGUUUGCUUAGUGUGUGUUCUGCUACAGUGCAGCCUGUCUACAUAACGGCCUUCGAUAUAACGACAUUCUCUGUAUAGCUACAGUUUGCUCGGGUCCCGAUUUUUUCUUCUUAAUAUCGUUAGUAAUUUUUUGUUUCCUCUCUAUAACGACAUUUUUUUUCUGGUCCCGACGAUGUGGUUAUAGAGAGGCUGCACUGUAUGUGUAUGUUAGACUGUUUGCGUGCCAUACUGGCAUCUAUUUAAAAACAUGCCACAUCACCAUCUGUUGCUUUAUUGUUAUACCGUUCACCUUUGUGUGCACAAGACUUGAGAUCAAAGCCCUCAUAGGGAAGUUAUUUAUUCGAAUGUUUCAGUCUGUCUCUCUCUGCUAGCCUGUUGUACCCGGCUUAACCAUGUUAUCUGUCCAAUACUCACAGUCCAAAAGUUGACUUUAAAAAAAGUUUUCCUUCCAUAGUGCAGACGAUAGGGUCUGUACAGUACUACUCUAGUGUUUUUAGAUGUGCACCUUGUGUCAUUAUAUUAUCAUCACCAUCAUCAUAUCAUCAUCAUCAUCAUCAUCAUCAUCAUCAUCAUCAUCAUCAUCAUCAUCAUCAUCAUCAUCAUCAUCACUCGAAUGGAGUUAUUUGGAUGAGUGGAGGUGUCUUUGAGUAUAAUGAUAAUUGAGCGGAAAAAAAGCCUCACUCUCGCCCGAAGAAAUCUUCAUGGAGUCUACCAAGCCCAUUAUGGAAAUAAAAA